Drosophila erecta is the source of this 672-nucleotide messenger RNA. RefSeq names its product methylated-DNA--protein-cysteine methyltransferase, inducible. Lineage: Eukaryota; Metazoa; Arthropoda; Insecta; Diptera; Drosophilidae. The record is from RefSeq and is a predicted model, not a curated record. Gene Ontology annotation, biological process: DNA repair. Gene Ontology annotation, molecular function: methylated-DNA-[protein]-cysteine S-methyltransferase activity.
GAAAAGGCUAAAACAAGAAACCCCGUUUUUUGGCGCUCUACCUACGGUCACAUUAUAUUUUAGCAAACACGAAAUUCUUUUAAACUUGACUUAAAUUAGGCGAUAAAUGAUGAUGUGGAUUGCCCAAAACACCCAGGUUCAUUUGGUGACACUAAAGGAUCCGCCAAAGACCAUCCGAUUCAGUUUCCUGGAGACCAAGUUCGGUCAGAUAAUGAUGGGAGUAAGUGAUCAAAUAACCGGGGAUUUGAAAGCUCAAGUCGCAAUUACUGUGCUUCAUUUCGUGGAUAAGAACAUUUUGAGCACCUACAAUGAAGUCCGAAAGCGGUGGCCAAAAUCCGAACUCUGGAAGGACGAUGAUGGGGUCAAGUUGGUUGCGGAUAAACUGUUCGGAGGCGACAAGGAAAACUCGGAUGCGGUUACCAUUGCUAUCUUUGGAACCGAUUUCCAGCUGUCCGUAUGGCGAGCUCUGGUGGAUAUGAAAAUGGGGGAGACCUGCACCUACUCCCCUGUGGCACGGAAUGAGGUGGCAGUCCUCAUUCCGUGCCACAGGAUUGUGUCCCAAAAUGGAGCUUCGAAGUACCACUGGGGCACAGCCCUCAAGCAGCAGCUCCUAGCCUAUGAGAAGUCAGAGAACCAUUAAAAAGUGUUACUUGUAUCUUUAUUGAAACUCAA